GUUUCCGUUCCUCUUGUUCUGCCUUUUUCUUUUCGGUCCGCUAUUAGUUGAACGAGGACGUUUCUGCCAUUGCAGAAUUGCCUGAAUUGUGGAUUUUUCGUAGAAAUAAUUUUGAAAAAUGAGUUUAUCUAACGCUAGACCGCUGGUCUCCGUUUAUUCGGAAAAAAAUGAGCAAAUAAAAGAGAAAAACAUAUGUUUGCCUGCUGUAUUUAAAGCACCUAUUCGUCCUGACGUGGUCAACGAUAUUCAUCAGUUGAUGCGUCGCAAUAAACGCCAACCAUAUGCUGUUAGCGAACAAGCCGGUCAUCAAACAUCUGCCGAGUCUUGGGGUACUGGUCGCGCCGUUGCUCGUAUACCCCGUGUUCGUGGUGGUGGUACUCAUCGGUCUGGUCAGGGUGCUUUUGGUAACAUGUGUCGUGGAGGUCGUAUGUUCGCUCCGACCAAAACUUAUCGACGCUGGCACCGCAAAAUUAAUGUAAAUCAACGCCGAUACGCACUGGUUUCAGCUAUUGCCGCCUCUGGUGUACCAGCUUUAGUGCAGUCUAAGGGUCAUAUCAUUGAGGGCGUAUCCGAAUUUCCAUUAGUUGUGUCUGACGAAGUGCAGAAAUUGCAGAAAACCAAGCAAGCUGUUGUGUUUCUUCGACGUAUGAAAAUUUGGGCUGACAUUCAAAAGGUAUACAAAUCGCAACGCUUCCGUGCUGGUCGUGGUACUAUGCGUGAUCGGCGCCGUAUUGCACGCCGUGGACCUUUGAUCAUUUACUUUAAAGAUGAGGGCUUACGUCGUGCCUUCCGCAAUAUCCCUGGUAUUGAAACAAUGUGCGUAGACAAAAUGAAUUUGUUGAAAUUGGCACCGGGCGGACAUGUCGGCCGUUUUGUAAUCUGGACAGAAUCUGCUUUUGCUCGACUCAAUGAGCUCUUUGGUACUUGGAAAUCGCAAUCGACCUUAAAGAAAGGUUACAAUUUGCCUCAACCGAAAAUGGCCAAUACCGAUUUGUCACGCUUCCUUAAAUCGGAAGAAAUACGUAAAGUUUUACGCGAUCCCCGUAAAAAGGUAUUCCGGCGCGUACGUCGUUUGAAUCCAUUGUCGAAUGUGCGUCAACUUAUCAAAUUGAAUCCAUACGCGGAAGUUUUAAGACGUCGUGCCGCUUUGGCCGCUGAAAAACGUGCCAUCGCCAAGACUAUAACUAAAGCAAAGAAGCAAAACGUUGAAUUGGCUAAGUCGCACUUUGCUGUAAUUGCUACCAAGGCUGCUGCUAACCGGGCGAAAAUGUUGAAAAAAGCCUUCGAAGAGCGCAAAAAAAGGAAGACCGUUCCUGUGACUCCCAAAAAGAAGUAAAGUGAAAAAUGUACCCAUUGGCUAAUGACUUCAAGUAAAAAAAAAUGUAUGGAAUACUUUUUUCUGCAUAAGUGAAAUAUAAGAUUAUGGGUAAAAUGAUUUUUUUAUUUUUUAAAUAAACCUUAAAAGUGUUAACUUUUGUACAUAGAACGAGAA
Molecule: messenger RNA, 1492 nt
Organism: Glossina fuscipes
Lineage: Eukaryota; Metazoa; Arthropoda; Insecta; Diptera; Glossinidae
Gene: RpL4
Product: 60S ribosomal protein L4
Exons: 4
Coding region: 119-1336 (405 amino acids)
Biological process (GO): translation
Cellular component (GO): cytosolic large ribosomal subunit; ribosome
Molecular function (GO): RNA binding; structural constituent of ribosome
Source: RefSeq, a predicted model, not a curated record